Messenger RNA from Erythranthe guttata (spotted monkey flower), 1442 nucleotides. RefSeq names its product putative glucose-6-phosphate 1-epimerase. NCBI's taxonomy places the organism in Eukaryota, Viridiplantae, Streptophyta, Magnoliopsida, Lamiales, Phrymaceae. Gene Ontology annotation, cellular component: cytoplasm. Gene Ontology annotation, molecular function: carbohydrate binding; glucose-6-phosphate 1-epimerase activity. Gene Ontology annotation, biological process: carbohydrate metabolic process. The record is from RefSeq and is a predicted model, not a curated record.
CUUCUUCAAUUCUGUACGUGUUGAUCGAUUUAGCAACAGCUGGUACAGUACUGGAAAUGGCAUCGUCGUCGUCAUCUUCGUCGGCGCCGGAGCCGGAGCAUGAGCAUGAGCUGGCGCCACGUGUGGAUUGGGCUUCGAGGGUAUUUGUUCACAUACACGGAGUCAUGCGUUCGAUCAUUCUCCGUCAACCUUGUGGCUACUCCGCCGAGGUUCUGUUAUAUGGAGGCCAAGUAGUAUCGUGGGUUAAUGAACGCGGAGAUCAGUUGCUUUUUCUCAGUGAGAAGGAAUUCGAAGCUAAUAAACCGAUUUGUGGAGGCAUCCCGAUUUGCUUCCCCAAGUUUUCCAACGAUGGAAACAUAGAGCAACAUGGAUUUGCCUGUACCCGAUUCUGGACUAUCGACGCUUCCAUAGAUUCAGUCAACGAAUUCGAUAAGGCAUCUGUCGAUUUGAUUCUUACUCCAACCGAAGACGACUUGCUAGUAUGGCCUCACAGAUUCGAGUUCCGUUUAGAGGUUAAACUGGAACCCAACGGCGAACUAAAGAUGAAAUCUCGUAUAAGAAAUGUCAACGACAAUGGGAUGCCCUUCAAAUUCCCAUUUUCCUAUCACAACUACUUCUCCGUCUCCGAUGUCAGUGACGUUCGGAUUGAAGGAUUGGAGGUACUUGACUACGUGGACUAUAUGAAGAACAACGAGCGAUUUAAUCAAGGCUCUGAUGUAGUCACUUUCGAAUCUCAAGUGAACAGGGCAUAUUUCAACACUAUUGGUAUGAUUGCUGUUAUGGACCAUUUAGCACUGCGAACUUAUACCAUCCGUAAAAGUCGAGGCCUUCCCGAUAUUGUUGUGUGGAAUCCAUGGGAGAAGGAACUGAGUCAAUGGGACUGGAAAAUGGAAGAUUUGGCAAAGGGAAAUUACAGAAAGUUUGUGUGUGUCGAAGCAGCUAACGUCGAGAACGAAAUUACGUUAAAGCCCUUCGAGGAGUGGAUCGGGAUUCAGCAUCUUUCUGCUCAUCCUGGGAGUUAUGAUGAUCAUCUCCCAAACCCUGGGAGUAUUCUUUAGGGGCAAUCCGGGAAUUACCUUGUUUUUUUUUUCUUUUUGAUUAACAUUCUUGAAUUGAUGAAUAAGACCUAAUGCAGCUUUCUAUUGAACAUUGAAAUGUUGAUGAAUGUGUGAUAUUUUACUCUUUGUUUCUGGAUUUUGAAUGUGUUUUGUGGUGGAUAUAUCUUGAUUUUAGCACUUAUACUAAAUCUCUGCUUUUAUUAAGAUCAAUUUUAGUUCCAACUUUUAAUCGAGCAUUAGGGGUAGAAAUUUGACCGAUGGAAAGUACUACUUUAGAAAUUCCAACUCUUUCGUAAGUGAAAACGAAAAUUCCAACUCCGAUUCCGCUAAAGAAUAUUUAGAAUUGGAAUUGAUUUUCAAUUUCGAGACGCACAUGUAGAGAGA